UUGCGUAAAAUCAGUUCCUGGUCCAACAGCUUGUGCCUCCUCUUACUGCAGGUCACCGAUCGGUGGUGUCAGAUAUGCUUGGCUGGAGUCGGUCCUCUGCGUGUGAUCUGUGGGGUUUGAGAAAUGAAGGCGCUAACUUUGGGACAGAUGAAGACGGCCUCAGGAGAGCCGCAGCAGCAGCAGGCCUCAUGUGGCAGAAGUCUGACCUCCAACUACUGUCCUCCAAGUUUGGAGAAUAAGAUUUUAGGCCAGGCCUCAACGAUGAAUCCCCAGUCUUGGUCCUCGCUCCUUCCAUCACAACCUGCGUUCCUUCCUUCUCUUCAGCCAACUAGCCUGUCGUCCACCUCCUCCGUUCUUCUCUCCACCUCCUUCUCCACGGAUUCACCUCUCCUCAGCACCCACAACAAGCUCCUAACACAUUCUCCUAGUCUGGCUUCUUCCUUGUCCUCCACUGUCGCCUCUUCCUCUUUGGUCUCCUCGUCGCUGACCGGGGACCCUCUGUGCAAUCGCUUCGCUGAUCCUCCUUCGUUCCUGACGCGUGAUCUGAGCGGAGAAAAGAGGUGGGAUGAAGAUGAAGAGGAAAUAUCAGAGGAGAUGCAGUCGUCGUUUGAAGAAACGAGCAACGGGCAGCCAGAUGACGAUCACAUGUUUUCUGAGGAGGAAAGCGCUGACGGGGAGGCUGAGACCGCCGCAGAGCUACCAGUCCCAGAAAUGGAGAUCAGCGGCCAGGAACGGGACGACUCUGUGGCCGUCAGACAGGAAGAGUUUGCAGAGCUUGACAGAGGAAACCAAAGUGCUGCAGAAGAGAUGAAAAAUAAAAAGUACCGCCUGCUGAACGCCGUCUGCUGCUCGCUGGUCAAUAAGAGCAAAGCUCCAGGCCAGCAGGGCUGGGACGCACAGGACAGCGUCUGGACCACCAUCACCGGACUGGCCGCGGACAUUUCCGAUGCUGACCCGGAGUUUCUUCUUAAGGUUGCAGUUUACUCCAGACAGGAGUUAAACAUCAGGAUCACCACGAACUUCUUACUGGCUCUGGCCGCCAGUCUGGCCCCCGCCAAGCCUCACGUCCGCAGAUAUUUCUGCGCCGCCGUGCAGCUUCCCUCCGACUGGCUGGAAAUGGUCAGGAUCUACUCGACGUGUUUCGGCCGCUGUCUGCCGACGUGCCUGAAGAAGGCGCUGGUCGACAAGUUCAAGCAGUUCAGCGAGUACCAGCUGGCCAAGUACAACACGCGCAAACACCGCUGCAAGCACAGCCGGAAGAAGGCAAAGGGAAAGAAACCAGCUCCUGCAGACCUGAAGCACUGGGCCAAGCUUCUCAACUCUGAUGCAGAUCGCCUGAAGAACUUUUUCCAGAUGGAGGGCGGCAGGGUGGUGGUGGAUAAAAAACAGAGCGAGUUCAGCCUGAAGAAGUUGAUCAAGAAGCUUCACAUUAAAGAACCCGCUGAAUUUGUCAUGGCCAUUCUGGGAAGAAAGUAUCCCAGCGAGGUGAAGGCGUUCACACGCAGUGGAAUAAAGGGCGUCUGGGACCCGGACAGAGCCGGGAAGCGGAUGAAGCUGAAAGAGCCUCAGACGUGGGAACGGCUGCUCAGUCUGGAGGGCAACAAGGCCGCCACCUGGGAGAAGCUCAUAGACAGCAGAUCUCUUCCCUUCAUGGCCAUGCUGAGGAACCUGAGGAACAUGAUCACCAAAGGAAUCAGUGAGGCGCAUCACAAAAAGAUCCUCAGCAGGCUGACCAAUCAGAAAGCGGUCGUUCAGAGCCGACAGUUUCCCUUCAGGUUCCUCGCUGCUUACAAAGUCAUCAUGGAGCUCCGCGCUUUAGUUACAGCCUCCCAGAAAGCGAUGCCGACUGCCAAAGAAAUCCUGGUGAGCAUCCUGAAGAAGAUUCCCAAGGGCAGGCGCUCCAAGGGCCCCGAGUGGCAGACGUGUACGAAGAGGAGGAUGAAGGUGACGCUAGGCGUGCCGUUCAUCUAUCGGCUGUACAAAAACAAGAAGGCGCAGCUACUGAAGGCCAGUCAGCGGCUCUACAGCCUGGAUCUGGUGGACCGCUACCGCAAGGCUCUGGAGACGGCCGUCCAGAUCUCCUGCCGCUACAACGUGCCCCCUCUGCCCGGCAACACCGUCAUCGUGCUCUCCACCAACAUGUGGAACGACGAGUCCUUCAGCAGGAAGCAGGACUUCUGCUUCCCCCACGACCCGGAGGAAACGGACAACGAGGAGGACAAGGAAGAGGAGGAGGGCACCCGCAGGCGUCGGAGAAAAGAGAAAGAGCACGACCCUCUCACCCCGACUAUUACUGAGGCGGCGACGUUGCUGGCGCUGAUGAUCAAGAGCGCGUCAGAGGACUGCCGUCUCUGCCUGGUGUACGGCAGCAACGUCAGGGAGGUCGAGCUGACUUCUGACGUCUUUUUGGAAAACGUCAGGAGGAUCAUGAAGGAGAUAAAGGAAUCUGAAAAACAACCUGGAGAACAGGAUGAAAGUUUUUACUACAAGCUGUUUUCCAAGAAAAGCAAGGUGAAUAACAUCAUCACGAUCACACUCUCGUGGCUGGACAGCGACAUGGAAUGGGCCAUCAAGAACUACAAAAGGGAAAAUAAAAACGUUCUCUCGGUUCAUAUCUUCUUAUCAGACGGCUCUACUGGACUCUCUCUACUGGACCCUAACGACAGGAACUGUGUGAUGCUGUGUGGCUUCAGUGAGCAACUCCUCAGAUUUGUGGCAGAGCGAGGAUCCUCCAGGCUGCUGGAUCACGUGGAGCAUUUAGACAAACUCUACAACAUCCCACCACCGGACGCAUCCAGCAAACCGCAGGCUGCAGACCAAGUCGUCUCGGUGCCGGCUGCCCCGAAGCUGAGGUGGCGAGGCGUGCGGGUGUUCGUCUCCUCCACCUUCAGAGACAUGCACGCCGAACGGGACGUCCUGGUGCGCUGCGUCUUCCCGGAGCUCCGCCGCCGCGCCGCCCCCCACCGCCUCCACCUGCAGGAGGUGGAGCUGCGCUGGGGCGUGACGGAGGAGGAGUCGGAGCGCGCCGCGGGGCUGUGUCUGUCGGAGGUGUGCCGCAGCCAGAUGCUGGUGGGGAUCCUGGGGGAGCGGUACGGCCAGGUGCCGCCCAGACCCGUCCUCCCCGACCUGCCGCAGUACAGCUGGCUGGCCUCUGCUCCAGCGGGCCUCUCCAUCACAGAGAUGGAGAUCCGUCAGUUCCAGGCUCUGUACCCCGGCACGGCGCCUCAGCGAAUGCUCUGCUACUUCAGAGAUCCCGACAUCAUUCUGUCAGUCCCUGUGGCUUGGAGAUCAGAUUUUGCGGCUGAAUCCAAGGAGGCCGAGGAAAGAAUGACGUCUCUGAAGAGAAAACUGUUGGAUGACGGAGUCAAAGUCACGGAAAAUUACUCGUGUACGUGGGGCGGCGUUGUGGAGGGGAAGCCAUACCUGACCAAGCUGGAGGACUUUGGGAAAGCUGUGCUGGAAGACCUUUGGGUGGCCGUUAAGAAGCUGUUUGUGGAAGAGGAAGAGGAGACGGAGACUGCGUCGGAGGUUUCUGUGCAGGACGUUCACCAGGGGGCGCUGCAGAAGCAGUUUUUCGGCAGAGCGAAGCUGCUGUCCAGCGCCGUGAACCUGGUGGCGCAGGUUAAAACCCGGGGAGGAAUGGUGCUGAUAGAAGGCGCACCUGGAGAGGGAAAAACUGUCUUCAUGGCUGCCCUGGCAGACGCCAUCCGAAGCGGACGGAAAUCCAACCCAGACCUCCGCUGUGACGUCAUCUCGUACUCCACAGCCGCCAGUCAGUCGGCGCGCUCCGUGGAGAAUCUCCUGCGAUGCCUCGCGCAGUGGCUGAGGAAGAUCAGACGCACAAAUACAGAGUCGCCUCUUCCUCUCGUCUAUAGGGACUUGCUGUCAGAGUUUCACUCCGCUCUGAGUGAGGUGAACACGAAAAGACCUCUGGUGCUGCUGGUUGAUGGAGUGGAUCUUAUCCAGGAUGGAAGAGGACAGUUCAGCUCUGACUGGAUCCCACAGCUGCUUCCACAAGGUGUCUGUUUAGUCCUGAGCGUCACGUCCAAUGCUCCUCUGCUGCAAACUCUGGCCAAAAAAAGAGGCGCGGUCCUGUUUUCCCUGGGGCAGCUCAGCCUGCCGGACAAGAAGGAGAUCGUUCAGAAGGAGCUGGAUGUUUUUGGGAAGAAGCUCAGUGACUCCGCCUUCAACAACCAGCUCCAGACUUUAAUAACAAAGAAGGGAGCGGUGAGUCCUCUGUAUCUGCACCUGGCCUGUGAAGACCUGAGGAACUUUGCCUCCUUUGAAAAGUUGAAGGAAACGCUGCAGGGUUUGCCUCAGUCUCUGGCCCUGCUGGUGCAGCACAGCCUGGAGAGACUCUGCAUCCAUUACAGAGACGUCCCAGGACUCCGUCUGACCCUCGCCGCCCUCACCGUCAGCGCUGCUGGUUUGAAGGAGAGAGACCUUUACUCUCUGCUGAGCACCUGUAAUGACCUGGCCUCUGGGGACGGGCAGGUCACAUGGGAGGAAGUGCUGCAGCGGUCCAGGAAGCCGAAAGGACGGAUUCCCAUGGCGGUUUUCACCCGUAUUGUGCAGAAUUUACAAAGUCUGACUGGUGCGUCUCACUGCCAAUACACCAACGACAUGCUGGCCCUGAACAACCCGGAGGUGAAGACGGGCUUCGAGGGCUUCUUCCUCCCGACGGGAGCUGACAGAAGCAGAGCUCACCUGGUCCUGGCAGGUCAUCUGUGGGCGACGGCUGACCCUGAGGGAAAAGAUACGUUCCUUCACUCUGAGGCCGACUCGGUCAUGCAUCUGCCCUCGAGCCUGAUUCAAAGUGGACAGCUGAGGGUUCUUCACUCCCUGCUCUCCAACUAUCACUUCCUGCGUGCCAAUGUGAGCCACGGCCUCCUCCACCACCUCCUAGAGACUUACGACUUGUAUGAUAAAGAGUCUUCAACUUCAGUUGACCUGGAUGGACGUCUGGACGACUGUCGCGGUUUCCUGAAGCGCCACACCUCCACGCUCUCCCCGUGGCCGGCGCUGUUCAUCCAGCAGGCGCUCAACGAGCCUCCAGAAACCUCAGCUCACAUCUGGGCUGCAGGCCUGGUGGGGAAAGGAGGACUCCGCGUUGUCGAGUGUCUGAAUAGCAGCACAGACGGCGCUCAGGAAAUGAGUGAGCUGCUGUCAACCUUCUCCUCCGAGCCAACCUGUGUGGUUGUGAGUCCGGACAGGCAGCUGAUAGUGGUGGCUACCGGACAGGGAACGCUGCACAUUGUCCACAUGCAGACUGGGCAGGAGGUGAAGUCGCUGGUGAGCAGCUGUGACGGCAUCUCCAGCUGUGUCUUCCUAAACGAUGCCCGGCUCGUCUCCACCUCCUUCGAUGGAAGAAUAGAGGUGUGGGACAUCCAGAGCGGCUGCAGGACGACUCUGAUUGAGGGCCACACUAAUACGAUAACAGCGAGCGCCAUCACCCCAGACAGGAAGCACCUCGCUACCGUCUCCCUCGAUUUCACACUUAAAGUGUGGUCUUCUGCUAAAGCUAACGAGGUCGCCUCUCUGCCCAGCACCAGCCCUCUGAACUGUGCGACCUUCGACCCAGAGGGUCACCUGCUGGCGGCGGGAUGCUGGAACGGAAACAUUGUGGUGUGGAACUGGCUGCAGAAUAAAAUACAAACUUCCCUGUGUGGGCACCGGCGAUCGGUGCGCAGCCUCUGCUUCUCGCCUUCAUCCUCCAUGCUUUGCUCCGGCUCCAUGUCCGGGGAGGUGAGGGUGUGGUCGGUGUCCACCUCCACCUGUGUGGGAUGUUUCCAGGCUCACUGCGGAGCCACCGAGACUCUGGCCUUCCUAGAGGAAGGGUCCAUGCUGCUGAGCGCCGGCUCCGAUCACACGCUCCAGCUUUGGUCAGGAGGACUUGGGCGUUCAGUUGCUGCUUUAAAAAGUGAUGAACCUCCUCGGAAGAAGGCGAAAUAUGAAACACCUGAGUCGGCGGCUCUCUGCGUUGCAGUAAAUGGAGACUAUGCUGCUGUGGGGUACCACGGAGACGGCAUAAAACUCUUCAGGGUCGAUUCAGGGGAAAAGGUUUGGGUUUCCACAGAUCUCAGUGUGUCCGUACGCUGCCUGCUGUGGGUUCACGUGGACCCAGAGCAGAGCAAGCCGGAGCUGCUGGUUUCUGGAGGAAGCGACAAACGCUUGAGGCUGUGGAGGACAAACGAAGGAGUGGAGGGGAUGCUUGAAGGCCUGAUUCACCUGAGAACGUUUGGGGAGCAAACGAACGACAUCCUGGCUAUGGCACAAAACUCCACCGUUCUGGCUACAGCGUCAGAUGAUUUCACCAUUGCAUUGUGGCAGCUGAAGUUUCUGACCCAAGACUCAAAAAAAGCAAAGAUUGUGUUGAGAGGACACCAAGGAGGAGUCGCCUGCGUGGCUUUCAGUCCUGACGGUGCACGGCUCCUUUCAGGCGGAAAAGAUAAGGCUUUAAUGGUGUGGAAUGCCAACCCCUUUCAAGGAAAUCUGCUUAAAUCCUUCCCUAACGCUCACCGAGACUGGAUCACCGGCUGUGCCUGGACACCUGAUUGUGCUAUAAGCUCAUCAAAUGAUGGCAGACUUUGUUUUUGGGACCUGGAAGCAGGUUUGUGUUUCAGAGAAAUCUCCUGGAGGAACCCACUUACCUCCGUCUGCUGCAUGGGACAACAUGUAAUCGCCGGCUGUUCAGAGGGGGAACUUCAUGUUUGGGAGUGGGAGAAAACAACUGAAAUCUGCCACAUAUCUGCCCACAAGCAACGUAUAAACCACUGCGCUCUCCUCCCAAACACUGACAAGGAGAAGGAAACAAAUCCCGGAGAGCUGUCUGUUUUCACAGCAUCUGACGAUGGCACUGUGCAGCUCUGGAAACCUUUGCAGGUUGAGCACUUCAACACCUUCCUGGGUCACAGCGGCGCUGUUCAUGGAGUCGCUCCAAAAGGAGAAGUCCCAGAGUUCCUCACUGUGUCAGAAGAUGGUUCGCUGAGAUGCUGGACCUGGAAAACGGAAACUUCUUCAAGCCUUAACGGCCCCAUCUCAGUUCUAUGCCUCUCUGAGAGUGAUGACUUGCUGCUUGUUGGUUAUGAGUCGGGUUUACUGGAGCUACGGCGGCAUAACUCGGUGGUUGACCGUAAGCAGGCAUCAGAUGCCCCGAUCACUGCCGCCUGUUGGAUGCCUGACAACCAGUUCGCCGUCACCUACAUGAGCACCAUGGUUGUUGACAUCUGGAAGCUGGUGUGCAACCAACAACGCAGCAAAGAGAGCCUGGUGAAGGUGAAGAGCUACAAAGUGAGAGCCCCGAUUGGACUCCUGUUUCACUGCUCGCUCCUGGUCUGUUCCACCGGUGCGGGACUGCUGUGUGACGUGGCCAAAGAUGACGAGAACAAUUGGCAGCAUACAAACUCAAACUGGAAUCAGAGAUACAAUAUUUUGAGCGUGGUUCGCAACGAUGACAAAAGUGUGUGGCUGACUGGCGAAGGCAGUGGAGAAGUUUGUCUUGGCUUUUUGUUCGGCAUGGGCCCCACAACUUCCCUAAACUCGUGUUUUAGCUCAGUUACCAUGAAGUUCAGCGACAAUGAGGAGGAGGAGGAGGAGGAGGAGGAGAAGAAGAGAAGCCGGGUAACAGCCAUGACUGUGGAUCGAGAGUUUGUGGUGUGUGGAGAUGAAGAAGGCAACAUGUGGUUCAAUCAGCAUCCCGACAUUUCAUCAUGGAGCGAAAGAAAACCCGCCCAUCUCGACAGGAUCAGUGCACUGAGACUCACCGACAGCAGCAUAAUCUCAGCCUCCUACGACCGGACACUGAAGCUGUGGGACAGAAACACUAAAAAACAGGUGGGAAUGUUUGUGUGUGGCGGCCCUGUUCUGUUUCUGGAGGUGAACCCAAGAAGACCCAGCGAGCUGGUCUGUGCUGACGGACAGGGGAAGCUGUACUUCCUCUCCUGGAAAGAUUCUCCCUCCUAAUAAAUCAGAUACAGAAACCAGAUAUUAGGGAUAGUUGACCAGUCUGUGUCACAAAGAUUUAUUACUUUUGUCUUUACAAAGUGCAAUACUUGACUAAAAAACUUAAAUACUUUAUUAGAGAAAACAUAUAUUACUAAAGACUGUUGCACACUAAGAAGUAUAACUUUUUUUUUCAUGUUUACAUAUUUUAUUUAGUUGUUGGGAACUUGCUGUCUCAGAUUUCUUUUUCUUUUUUUCAUUUUUGACAAGUUUAAUUGGUUGCAAUUAAUAAAAGAAUAUGAAUUAAAAAA
Fundulus heteroclitus (mummichog) is the source of this 8252-nucleotide messenger RNA. RefSeq names its product telomerase-associated protein 1 (gene tep1). Gene Ontology annotation, biological process: telomere maintenance via recombination. NCBI's taxonomy places the organism in Eukaryota, Metazoa, Chordata, Actinopteri, Cyprinodontiformes, Fundulidae. Gene Ontology annotation, cellular component: telomerase holoenzyme complex. The coding region runs from base 124 to 7962 and encodes 2612 amino acids. Gene Ontology annotation, molecular function: telomerase activity; telomerase RNA binding; protein binding. The record is from RefSeq and is a predicted model, not a curated record. The transcript is spliced from 57 exons.